Messenger RNA from Zalophus californianus (California sea lion), 2481 nucleotides. RefSeq names its product tyrosine-protein kinase ZAP-70. Bases 248 to 2098 code for a protein of 616 amino acids. Gene Ontology annotation, biological process: cell differentiation; cell surface receptor protein tyrosine kinase signaling pathway; protein phosphorylation. NCBI's taxonomy places the organism in Eukaryota, Metazoa, Chordata, Mammalia, Carnivora, Otariidae. Gene Ontology annotation, cellular component: cytoplasm; extrinsic component of cytoplasmic side of plasma membrane. Gene Ontology annotation, molecular function: signaling receptor binding; ATP binding; non-membrane spanning protein tyrosine kinase activity. The record is from RefSeq and is a predicted model, not a curated record. The transcript has 14 exons.
CUUCAGACGCAGCCCCCUUUCCUGUCUUCACAACAAGGAAAUAAGUUGAGUUUCAGAGAAACCAGCUGCUGAGAGCACACCAGGCCUUCCGGCCCUGGUCCCUGCUUGGCUUGGGCCUUUGUGCAGCUGCUGGCGGGCCCAGAACCAGCUGUUUGUUGACGUUGGGGACCAGAGACCUGUAGCCCAUUUGCCUCGAUAUCAUCUGUACAUCUCCAGGGUCUGGCGAGGCACAGGGGCGGCGGCGGCGAUGCCGGACCCCGCGGCGCACCUGCCCUUCUUCUACGGCAGCAUCUCGCGCGCCGAGGCCGAGGAGCACCUGAAGCUGGCGGGCAUGGCCGACGGGCUCUUCCUGCUGCGCCAGUGCCUGCGCUCGCUGGGCGGCUACGUGCUCUCGCUCGUGCACAAUGUGCGCUUCCACCACUUCCCCAUCGAGCGCCAGCUCAACGGCACUUACGCCAUCGCCGGCGGUAAGGCGCACUGCGGCCCCGCCGAGCUCUGCGAGUUCUACUCGCGCGACCCGGACGGGCUGCCCUGCAACCUACGCAAGCCAUGCAACCGGCCGUCGGGACUCGAGCCGCAGCCUGGGGUCUUCGACAGCCUGCGCGACGCCAUGGUGCGCGACUACGUGCGCCAGACCUGGAAGCUGGAGGGCGAGGCCCUGGAGCAGGCCAUCAUCAGCCAGGCUCCCCAGGUGGAGAAGCUCAUUGCCACAACAGCUCACGAGCGGAUGCCCUGGUACCACAGCAGCCUGACGCGCGAGGAGGCAGAGCGCAAACUCUAUUCGGGCUCCCAGACUGACGGCAAGUUCCUGUUGAGGCCCCGGAAGGAGCAGGGCACUUACGCACUGUCCCUGAUCUAUGGGAAAGCUGUGUACCACUACCUCAUCAGCCAGGACAAGGCGGGCAAAUACUGUAUCCCUGAGGGGACUAAGUUUGACACGCUCUGGCAGCUGGUGGAGUACCUGAAGCUGAAGGCGGAUGGGCUCAUCUACUGCCUGAAGGACGCCUGCCCCAACACCAGUGCCAGUGCAGAGGCUGCUGCACCCACACUCCCAGUUCACCCAUCCACAUUGGCCCAUGUUCCCAGACGGAUUGAUACCAGCUCAGAUGGGUAUACCCCUGAGCCAGCACGCCUAGCGUCCUCAGAGAAAGCACAGUCAAUGCCCAUGGACACGAGUGUGUAUGAGAGCCCCUACAGUGACCCUGAGGAGCUCAAGGACAAGAAGCUCUUCCUGAAGCGGGAGAACCUCCUCAUGGCUGACAUAGAACUUGGCUGUGGCAACUUUGGCUCAGUACGCCAGGGCGUCUACCGCAUGCGCAAGAAGCAGAUCGACGUGGCCAUCAAGGUGCUGAAGCACAGCACGGAGAAGACAGACAAGGAUGAGAUGAUGCGCGAGGCACAGAUUAUGCACCAGCUGGACAACCCCUACAUCGUGCGGCUCAUCGGCGUCUGCCAGGCUGAGGCCCUCAUGCUCGUCAUGGAGAUGGCAGGCGGUGGGCCCCUGCACAAGUUCCUGCUCGGGAAGAAAGAGGAGAUCCCCAUCAGUAAUGUGGCGGAGCUGCUGCACCAGGUGUCCAUGGGGAUGAAGUACCUGGAAGAGAAAAACUUUGUGCACCGUGACCUGGCGGCCCGCAAUGUCUUGCUGGUCAACCGGCACUACGCCAAGAUCAGUGACUUUGGUCUCUCCAAGGCACUGGGUGCCGAUGACAGCUACUACACUGCCCGCUCGGCAGGGAAGUGGCCGCUCAAGUGGUAUGCGCCUGAGUGCUUCAACUUCCGCAAGUUCUCCAGCCGCAGUGACGUCUGGAGUUAUGGGGUCACCAUGUGGGAGGCCUUCUCCUAUGGCCAGAAGCCCUACAAGAAGAUGAAGGGCCCCGAGGUCAUAGCCUUCAUCGAUCAGGGCAAGCGGAUGGAGUGCCCGGCAGAGUGUCCGCCUGAAAUGUAUACACUCAUGAAUGACUGCUGGAUCUACAAGUGGGAGGACCGCCCAGACUUCCAGGCCGUGGAGCAGCGCAUGCGGGCCUACUACUACAGUAUGGCGAGCAAGUCUGAAGGCCCCCCAGGGUGUGGAAAGGGGACUGAGGCUGCUUCUGUCUGAGCUCCAGCCUGCCUUGGGGUCUGCAAGCUGCGAUGCCCCAGCUUCAGCCCCAUCCUAGGACCUCCAGUUUGGCUGAAGUCAGUUCAGCUCCUCUCCCCAAACCAGCUGGGCUGUGGUAGGGCAGGCAGCUGAGGCCUCAGGCUCAUACCGAUCUAGUGUUCCCCACCUGGUCACCUGUCCUCUUUGGCUGGAGGAGGAGGGAAGGCCCUGGGAGGGUGGGAUUGUAUAACCUGCUCCUGGGCUGGUGUCUACUGGGCAACCCUGAGCUGAGGGUGCAUUGCUUACAAUAAGGACCCUCCUUCCUCUGGGCUCUGAAGCGGAAGACUCCAGGAACUCUCAAGUGGCAAGACCCCAAUCAUUGUAAUAAACUCAGCUUCUCUCUU